Molecule: messenger RNA, 1754 nt
Organism: Bombus pascuorum
Lineage: Eukaryota; Metazoa; Arthropoda; Insecta; Hymenoptera; Apidae
Product: tubulin alpha-2/alpha-4 chain-like
Exons: 9
Coding region: 322-1677 (451 amino acids)
Biological process (GO): microtubule cytoskeleton organization; mitotic cell cycle
Cellular component (GO): cytoplasm; microtubule
Molecular function (GO): GTP binding; structural constituent of cytoskeleton
Source: RefSeq, a predicted model, not a curated record
CUGAUUUAGUUUAGAAACGUAUAAGUUAAGUGAUUCGCUUAUUUCGACCUGCCGACGUCUUUUAUAAACCAUUCCAACGGAAAAAUUCGAUCUCAUCUAUUUCUAACAAUGCAAAUUCGUAUUUCAUACCUUUUUAAACAACAAAAAACAGCUUAUACAAUUUAUGUCAUUCGAAAUGUUUCACAAAGCGAAAACCUAUAUAAACAUUAAUCGAAUACAUUUGAAUAUUAGUCUUAAAUAUUCUUUUGUUCGUGCUUUGUACUUUUUAUUAAUCGUCUCCAUAUAAAGUAAUUGAUAGCAAAAGAGUUACAUUAAAAGAUAAUGGCAAAAAAGCGGGAAUGUAUAUCCAUUCAUAUUGGACAAGCUGGCGUCCAAAUGGGUAACGCUUGCUGGGAACUAUAUUGCUUGGAACAUGGAAUUCAACCUAAUGGACAAAUGCCCAGUGACACCACCGUUGGUUACGGGGAUGAUUCUUUCAACACAUUCUUUUCCGAGACGGACUCAGGAAAACACGUUCCAAGAGCCGUGUUUGUUGAUCUCGAACCAACAGUAGUAGAUGAAGUUCGUACAGGUACAUAUAGAGAACUGUUUCAUCCGGAGCAACUAAUCACGGGCAAAGAAGAUGCCGCGAAUAAUUAUGCGCGAGGCCAUUACACCAUAGGGAAAGAAAUUGUAGACCUGACUUUGGAUCGAAUUCGCAGACUCACUGAACGAUGCAAAGGUCUGCAGGGUUUUUUAAUCUUCCAUUCGUUCGGUGGUGGCACAGGAUCAGGAUUUUCGAGUUUAGUGAUGGAAAGAUUGUCCGUUGAUUAUCCAAAGAAAAGUAAAUUGACUUUUAGUAUUUAUCCCGCGCCUCAGGUCUCGACUGCCGUUGUAGAGCCAUAUAACGCUAUUCUUUAUACACAUCCAACACUAGAACAUUGCGACGUGGCCUUCAUAGUUGACAAUCAAGCCAUUUAUGAAUUAUGCAGAAGGAAUUUAAGCAUCGAUAGACCUACGUACACAAAUUUAAAUCGUUUAAUUGGACAAAUCGUUUCAUCAAUAACUGCAAGUUUACGAUUUGAUGGAGCUCUUAACGUUGACCUUACCGAAUUUCAAACAAAUUUAGUACCAUAUCCGCGUAUUCAUUUUCCUCUUGCAACUUACGCUCCAGUUUUAUCAGCUGCAAAUGCUAGUCAUGAGAGAAUUACAGUAGCAGAGAUAACGAAUUCGUGUUUUGAACCAAAUCAUCAAAUGGUGAAUUGUGAUCCGCGUAGAGGAAAAUACAUGGCAGUUUGCAUGCUUUACAGAGGAGAUGUUGUUCCCAAAGAUGUAAAUGCUGCUAUUGCGACAAUCAAACGGCAGAAACAUAUUCAAUUUGUCGAAUGGUGUCCGACUGGUUUUAAGGUAGGAAUAAAUUAUCAACCACCCACUGUGGUACCAGGAGGUGAUCUUGCAAAGGUAGAAAGAGCUGUAUGUUGUCUUUGUAACACCACAGCAAUAGUUGAAGCAUGGGCUAGAAUCGAUAAUAAAUUUGAUCUGAUGUAUGCUAAACGAGCGUUUGUUCAUUGGUUUGUCGGUGAAGGUAUGGAGGAAGGUGAAUUUGCGGAAGCGAGAGAAGAUUUAGCAGCUUUAGAAUUGGAUUAUCGUGAAGUUCAAGAAGACGCAGCUAAUACUGAAGAUGAAGAAGAAUAUUGAUUCCUUAAAUGUAUCGAACAUGUAUUAUUUACACUUAAUUUUCUGAUUGAAAUAUAAUAAAUAAGAUUAAUAACUUG